This is a messenger RNA of Myxocyprinus asiaticus (Chinese sucker), 1972 nucleotides long. Its product is annotated as ras-related protein Rab-15-like. The coding region runs from base 228 to 866 and encodes 212 amino acids. The transcript is spliced from 7 exons. Gene Ontology annotation, biological process: Rab protein signal transduction. Lineage: Eukaryota; Metazoa; Chordata; Actinopteri; Cypriniformes; Catostomidae. The record is from RefSeq and is a predicted model, not a curated record. Gene Ontology annotation, molecular function: GTP binding; GTPase activity.
GAUGUCUGCAAAACGAAUAGAGAGUGCUCCGUAGCCCACCGCACCCACCAGAAAAGCGUUACUGAGUGAUUUCUGCACACAUCGCCGAUUGCUUUACCUAGACAGUUAUUCGGGGAAUCAGCAAAUUGGCACGGACCGUUCGAUGGAAAAAGCGAGAAGAUGAUACUUUGAAGAGGGUAGACAUGGAAACCCGACGCUGAGUUUUUGAAUUGUGACCAUACGACACCAUGGCCAAACAGUACGAUGUGCUGUUUAGACUCUUGCUUCUCGGAGACUCCGGUGUUGGAAAAACCUGUUUAUUGUGCAGAUUCACGGACAAUGAAUUUCAUCCCUCUCACAUUUCCACCAUCGGCGUCGAUUUCAAAAUGAAGACCUUAGAGAUAGACGGCAUUAAAGUACGAAUACAGAUAUGGGACACAGCAGGUCAGGAGAGAUAUCAGACAAUUACGAAGCAGUACUACAGACGAGCACAGGGCAUCUUUCUGGUGUAUGACAUCACAAGUGAACGUUCAUUUCAGCACAUCAUGAAGUGGGCCAGCGAUGUAGAUGAGUAUGCCCCUGAGAAGGUCCAGAAGAUACUUGUUGGGAACAAGUCUGAUGAAGAACAGAAGAGACAAGUAGCUACAGAGCAGGGAAAUAAGCUUGCCAAGGCUUAUGGGAUGGACUUUUUUGAGACAAGUGCCUUUACCAACCACAACAUUACAGAGUCUUUUACCCGAUUGGCUGAAUUAGUCUUACAAGCCAAUAAGAAGGAUCUUGAUUUGUUGGGAAGCUCCAUGAAUGACGAGUUCAAUCUGGAUGUUCUGGAGGAGCAGGAAGGAUUGUGUAAUUCUAGCGAAAACACCCGUAAGUCCUGCUGGUGCUGAGGACAGGAAGUGACAUGACCACCCUUUAAGUUCAUUCCCAUAUUUAUGUUACACUGUACAUCGAAUAUCAUUUUACAUUAGAGAAAGUUAUUAUUAAACAGUGUUUUGUGCCUUUAAUGGCUUAUUUCCUGUUCAUUUCUUAUUAAUUGUAAUUUAUUUUAUAAAUGGAAAAUGGAAUACUUCUUUUAAAUCAGGAAGUAAUUUCAAACAUUUUUCAGUUAGAAAAAGGGGGCACUGCAAUGCAAAUGUACAUGUUUAGAUAUACUAAAAUAUCAUUUACAGUAUAUUCAUCCCACCAGUAGAGACAGUCCUAUGUUUAUUUGCCAGAUAUAGAGCAUAUAACAUGUAUUAUUCCUUCUUGUGUUAUGUUAUGGGGCUUAAUGUAACUAUAUAAGAUUUCACUGGCUUUCUAUAUACAUUUCUGAAUAUUGGGUUUGAUAUGAAUGCACUUACAUGACCUUCAUAGAAUGAUCUUUUAAGGGAAUAAUAAAUCUAUUCUUGGGUGAAGAAUUGAUGAAGCUACACUUUUCACCUCACUGUAACAGAAGGGAAUGCUUCUUUUCUGUAAAUGCACUGUAUAAAUGUCACUUAUGCUGCUUACCAGUUCUGGUGCACUGUGAUUGUAAAUGAAUGCAAGGGGUUUUAUCGAAUUAUUUUCAAGGUCAUUACAGAAAAUUGUUUACAGAUAUACAAAAAUUGUAUCAUUUAAUCUACCAAUAGUACACAAACCUCUCUCUUUUUUCCUCAAUACCCCACACACUGUUUAGUGGAUGCAAGUUGGAAUUAUUUUUUCAACUUGAUGCUAUAAAGGAUCCUGGAAAUGUUGCAGUUUAGCAUUAAUUAUAGUAACACACACUUAUCACUAAGAAUAAGAUUUAUACCCUACUUUGAUCAGCAUUCUUUCCCAUCCCAAAUUAAUUUACAUUUAUGCAGAUUGAACUGUUGUGAUUCCUAGUAUUGACCGUUAAUACGAGGCCAGUGUGCAUUAAUGCAAUGAUAUUUGGGUUGUGUUGCAAAUCAUUCAGUGUUUAUUAUACUAUUGCAGCGUUUAUACAUGUGGUGGUAUUGUACUAUGUUGAUUUGAAUGAACUUUUGAAUAAUGCUGA